CCUCUUCGGGGGGUAAGUUAUUACAGGAGUUCGCGGGCGGAGCCGGUUUGUCUCUGAGACGUAUUUUUUGAGUCGCGCACCGAAUCCUCCCUUCCGCGCUUCCUGUUGGGGACGGUUGACAACGUCUGAAUCAAAACCGACCGCCAUUUACCAGAAGAAAAGACAACCGGCGGGAGGCUCUGAACAUGCAGGCGAACAAGGACAGCGACGGCGGCUGGAGGACAUUUGUGUGGAAUUCGGAGAAGAAGGAGUUUCUCGGGCGGACGGGGAGCAGUUGGCUGAAGAUCUUCCUCUUCUACGUGAUCUUCUACGGAUGCUUGGCGGGGAUCUUCAUCGGGACCAUCCAGGCUCUGCUGCUGACGCUCAGCAACUACAAACCCACCUACCAGGACCGGGUGGCCCCCCCAGGCCUGUCCCACACGCCCCGCUCUGAGAAAUCCGAAAUCAAGUUCAAUCCGUCUGACGCCUCCUCGUACAAGAUGUACACGGACGCCAUGAACGCCUUCCUGUUGAGCUACGAGGACGUCAACCAGACCGACCAGAUGAAGUUUGAAGACUGUGGAGGCACCCCCGGGCCCUACAAGGACCGCGGCAUCCUGGGAGACAACCUUGGCCAGAGGAAGGCGUGCCGCUUCUCCCGGUCUCUGCUCAAGGUCUGCUCCGGGAAGGACGACCCGCACUACGGCUUCGACGUCGGGGCGCCGUGCAUCAUCGUCAAGCUCAACAGGAUCGUCAACUUCAGGCCAAAGGCUCCGAUGAACGACACUCUCCCAGAUUUGCAGAGCAAUGUGCAGCCCAACCUGAUCCCCAUCUCCUGCAAGAACAAGAGAGAAGAGGACGCCGGCAAGAUCGGAGAGAUCAAAUACUUUGGUCUGGGGCAGGGCUUCCCGCUGCAGUACUACCCGUACUACGGCAAGCUGCUGCACCCCCAGUACCUGCAGCCGCUGGUGGCCAUCCAGUUCAACAACCUGACCCGGAACGAGGAGCUCCGCAUCGAGUGCAAAGUGUACGGCGACAACAUCGGCUACAGCGAGAAGGACCGCUAUCAGGGACGCUUCGACAUCAAGUUCAGCAUCGCCUCGUGACCUCAGCCGCAGCCACAGUCUCUCACUUUGACACCGACACAAUGUAGAGAGAAUAAAAGAGUUGAGAUAAACACCACUAGUCUUUGAACAUUCAUGAUAUACAGGACCUACACUUAAUCUGUGUGCUUUACACUAGCUUCUACGCGUGUGUGUGUAUGUGUGUGUGUGUGUAUGUGUGCGGGUGUGUGUGUGUGUCCAGGGUUAGAAUGUAAAAAUACAAGAGUAGCAAUAGCAAAUAUUUAUUCUAUUGUACAUGAGAAUAUUCCUCGAGCCAUGUGUUCAUCUAUUACUGUAACUCCACUACUGACGUGUAGCUCUUCCUGUCCUCAGUGUUUCAUCCUAACGGUGUUCUCAGUGUGCUGUAGUCCUGUCCUGUUGUGAUCUGUCUUAUGUCCGCUUCAGUGGUCCAAGGUGUGUGCGUGUUAAUGUGCUCAAACUGAAUACUAGCAUGGUACUCUGAACCUCUACGGUGAGUAAAUGACUGACUCCAUGGAACCCUUCUUUAGCCGUUUUGAUGACUUUUCUGUUCCAAACUCUUCCGUCUGUUUCUUUUUAACUGGUAGUGUAGAGCUUUGUGGGUCAUCUCCAUGGAAACUAAAUCUGUUUUGUUUGUUUUUCCUGGAGACAUCACAUGAUUACUAUUGAAUGUUUUAACCAUUUUCAUGGUGGAAGAAUUUUAUAUUUAUGCAGUUGUACAUUUUUUUCAAAGUGUAAUGUAUGAAUCAGAAACCAAAGUCGCUGGUCAAAAAAAGAAAAGACAAAAAAAAGGACAUCAGAGGCAGUUUCCCGUGUAAUAACAUGUUUAGUCGGUGUGUUCAAUGUUAAAGAUCAAAACACUUUAUUUAAUCUGCAUAAGGCUGAAACAAUAAACAGAAACUUGAGUUCAACUGUCA
Messenger RNA from Pungitius pungitius (ninespine stickleback), 1978 nucleotides. RefSeq names its product ATPase Na+/K+ transporting subunit beta 1a (gene atp1b1a). The record is from RefSeq and is a predicted model, not a curated record. The transcript is spliced from 6 exons. Gene Ontology annotation, biological process: potassium ion import across plasma membrane; intracellular potassium ion homeostasis; sodium ion export across plasma membrane. Gene Ontology annotation, molecular function: ATPase activator activity. Gene Ontology annotation, cellular component: sodium:potassium-exchanging ATPase complex. Lineage: Eukaryota; Metazoa; Chordata; Actinopteri; Perciformes; Gasterosteidae. Bases 186 to 1085 code for a protein of 299 amino acids.